Messenger RNA from Puccinia triticina, 1506 nucleotides. RefSeq lists its product as uncharacterized. Gene Ontology annotation, cellular component: membrane. Lineage: Eukaryota; Fungi; Basidiomycota; Pucciniomycetes; Pucciniales; Pucciniaceae. The transcript has 17 exons. Bases 1 to 1506 code for a protein of 501 amino acids. The record is from RefSeq and is a predicted model, not a curated record. Gene Ontology annotation, molecular function: myo-inositol:proton symporter activity. Gene Ontology annotation, biological process: transmembrane transport.
AUGGCCGAGCUAACGCCGACGGUAGAGAAGCAGUCCCUGUCGGGCGAUCUGCACAGCGAAAAGUUCGACCCAGCUCCCAAGCUACCCCCGCCGGCCUUCGACCCCGAGCUUCAGCGGAUCGCCGAGCUCUCGGCCAAGCUGGAGAACCCGCUCUCGGGCUUCUCCACUCAGGAACUCGUCCAGCAGGCCGAAGAGUUCUGUCAGGCUAAUGGCUUGAAUGACCAACUCGAAAACUUCAAGAGAGGUGCCAUCCUGGCAGCCAACCCGCAAGAUCUCGACAGAAUCCCCGGGAUCACUGCGGAGGAAAGACAGUUCAUCGAUUGGGAAACUACCCGCCGAUGGAAGCAACCAUUGAUGAUGUACUUUAUCGCUGUCCUGUCAUCGAUGGCAGCCAUUGUCCAAGGCAUGGACGAGGCCGUCGUCAAUGGGGCCCAGAUCUUUUACUACGACCGCUUCGGAAUCUCGGAUAGCUCUAGAAGGACAGCCAUGAUCCAAGGGCUGGUGAACAGUGCGCCCUAUCUGUGUUGCUCAGCUACGGCACCCAUUUACACUGCCGAAUGCUCGCCGGCGCCCAUCCGAGGCGCCUUGGUCAUGCAAUGGCAAAUGUGGACCGCUUUUGGAAUCGCGCUUGGAGACAUCGUCAGUGUGAUCUUUAUGGACAUUGACCCCGAUGUGGCAUGGAGAUUGAUACUAGGCUCGACGGUAGUCGCGCCAGUGCUAGUAUGUUGCAUGAUAUACUGCGCGCCGGAGUCUCCACGAUGGUACAUGUCGAAGGGCCGAGUAGCGGAUGCGUACCACGCGAUGCGCAAGCUGCGGUUUUGUGAACUCCAGGCCAGUAGGGACCUGUUCUAUAUCGCCAAGCUGCUCGAGAUCGAGAACCGAUCCCUCCAGGGCCGCAACCUGCUCACCGAUAUGUGGCGCGUCCCCAGAGUCCGCCGCGCUGCUCAGGCCUCCGGGCUCGUCAUGUUCAUGCAACAGUUCUGCGGUGUUAAUGUCAUUGCGUACUAUAGCUCGCAAGUGUUCAUCGAAGCUGGCUUCACAAGAAAAGACGCCCUGUUAACGACGAUGGGCACGGGACUGGUGAACUGGGUAUUUGCCAUUCCGGCGCUGUACACGAUUGAUCCCGUGCCAUUCACCUAUAGCGCCGAGGCUUUCCCGCUCUACAUCCGUGACUUCGGGAUGUCGUACGCUACCGCAGUCUGCUGGUUCUUCAACUUCAUCCUCGCUAUCACCUUCCCCCUCAUGUUGAACGCGUUUAAGCCCCAGGGCGCGUUUGGCUGGUAUGCCGCGUGGUGUCUCAUCGGCUGGGUGGCUGUCUUCUUCAUCCUGCCGGAGACUAAGGCGCUCACUCUCGAAGAAUUAGACUACGUCUUCUCCGUCCCAACCGCUAAACACGCGUCCUACCAGGUCAAGAACUUCAUGUGGUGUUUCCGCAAAUACGUCCUGAGGCAACCGGUCAAGCCUUUACCUCCUUUAUAUCAACUCAACUUGAGCGUCAAGAACUGA